AUGUUGUCUAUGAAAGACUUUACAACCAAUUUUAUGAAACUUGAGCGAUUUGAUGGAGGAAACUUUAGGCGUUGGCAAAAGAAGUUGCACUUCCUACUCACAAGCCUCAAAGUGGUGCAUGUCCUCACAACUCCAAGGCCAACAGAUGGUCACAUAUGCAAUGCUAUGUUCGAUACUUUGUUCGAUAUCUACCAUGAGAUGAAAACUUCAAAUGAGAUUUCGAAUGCACUUGAGACCAAACACAUGACUGAAGAUGCAACUAAUAAGAAGUUUCUUGUAUCAAAAUUUCAAAUGGUUGAUGAUAGAAUUUAUGCAAUUAUGGAAAAGCUUCAUCCUUCUUGGAAAGAGUAUAAGAAAAUUCUCAAACACAAGAAGGAAGAUAUGUCCAUAAAUCAAUUAGGAAAACACAUUCGAAUUGAAGAAAAGUGUUGGGUCCGAGAGAAAGUUGGUGAUACUCCUAACUCCUCCAAGGUUUACAUGGUUGAAGAUGGACCUAAACAAUCUUUCAACAAUCAUGGAAGCAAGAAAAGGAAGUGA
Messenger RNA from Prunus armeniaca (apricot), 537 nucleotides. NCBI's taxonomy places the organism in Eukaryota, Viridiplantae, Streptophyta, Magnoliopsida, Rosales, Rosaceae. The record is from the annotation of a GenBank genome assembly.